AAAGGUAGUUUGGCAUUCAUAAAGGAAGAGCAAGAAACUAAUGACGGAGAUGAUAAGAAACCUUAUCAAAGGACUUUAAGAGCCGGUAGCAUUGAUUCACGUACCAACACUGGACACACUCGUCCGGUCUCUGCAAUAUUUUCUAAUGAAAAUCCAAAACUUUCUGGUUAUAUCAAUCUUGGUUUUGAACCUCAAUCUUCAGUUAAACAAUCAAAGAAACUGAAUCGUCAAAGCUCUAAGGCUUUAUUGGGUACUCCAGAUUACCUUGCUCCAGAGUUGCUUCUUGGUAUCGGACACGCAACUGCGGUAGACUGGUGGUCACUUGGUGUAUGCCUUUUUGAAUUUUUAGUUGGGUAUCCGCCUUUUAAUAAUAGUACGCCUCAAGCGAUCUUUAGAAACAUUUUAAAUAAUGUUAUUGAAUGGCCACCAGAAGGUUUUUUAUCAUCAGAAGCCAAGGAUUUAAUUUCAAA
Molecule: messenger RNA, 470 nt
Organism: Scutellospora calospora
Lineage: Eukaryota; Fungi; Glomeromycota; Glomeromycetes; Diversisporales; Gigasporaceae
Source: the annotation of a GenBank genome assembly